UUGAGGCAAACGGUUCAUUAGCUGGCGGAUCACUGCGGUUCGGUUCGGUUUGGUUUGGGCCAAAAGUGCAUUUCCUAACAACAUUGGCAUUGGCCGGACAGCGGAAGCCCCUGGGUCUGGUCAUCUGCUUUGUUUUACUUCAUUUAUUUCGUGUCGCGCCGCCUCGCAUCGGUUGAUGAAAUUCGGCUUCUUAUUGUUAUUGGUGCGCUGGCGUUGCAUUUGAUUGCCGAUCACUCCGAGUGACGAAAGUGCCAAGAGUCUCUCAAAGACAAUUAAUUAGAGGGUGCAUUACGACCGCCGAUUCGAUAUGGUACAUCCCACGAUGAUGCUACACAUCGUGAUUUUAGCCGCGAUUUUAACGGCUGCGCAAUGUUUUCAAUUGAACAUGACGCAGUUCUAUGAGAUGCCGCCGCUGUACGACUUGGAUGACUACGAUCGAUGCCUCCAGGAGUUCGAUGGACAGUCCUCCACAUAUUGUUUCGUCCGUGCCGAAGUCCAGCCGGAUGAAUCGGUGGCCGCUUGGAGGGCAAUUGCCGAGAUUUCGCGGUACGACCGCCACCACUUUGAUCACAAACAACUCUACUUUGGCCUCUGCCUUCGCGAAUGCGAGGCUUCGCUGGCCGGAUUGGACGAAAGCGAAGUGGAAGCCCUGCAAGCCGGCUUGCUCACGGAAAAUGCAAAGGUGAACGUGUAUCUCGACUUGUUCUCGAUGGAAGCCAACAAUCGCCAACGGCACCAGCGAUUGACGAAUGCCUGCCUUAAUUGGCGGCUGCAGCGUCGUGGAUUCGGGGUGCUGGCUAAAAGCGUGGUGGAGUACUGCGAUGGAGCGGGUCAUCAAGUGGAAGAAGAUGCAUGGAAUCUGACAUUUUAUGGAAUACUGGGCGGCCUAUUGGUACUGGCUUGCCUGGGAAGCCUAGUGGAUCUCCACCUGAAGCGAGGACGACAUGACAAGAUGCUCAAGGAGCGAGAUCACUACAAAACGCCGCCCAAAAGCACCACUCAACAGGUGCUGCUCACUUUUUCGGUGGCUCGCAAUUGGUAUCGCCUUAAUCAGGAGCCAAGUGGCAAGAUUGGGAGGGAGUUGCGCUUCCUCGAUUGCUUCAAGUUCUUUGCCAUGUUUAUGGUGAUCUUCGCUCAUACCAACUGGGUUAUUUACGAGAGUGCUAUUAGCAAUCCGCAGGAUCCGGAGCGCCUUCUCCACACUGCAGCGGGCACUUUACUAGUUUCUGGAUCCCUAAUCACUGUCACCUUUUUUGUGAUCAGUGGGCUGCUGUUGACCAUAAAUUGGCUGUCGGUUUCCCGUGCCCUCGAAUCCAAAAAGGACAAAUGGAGCUUUGCCCAAUAUGCUCAGCUUUUUGUUAAGUUUAACGCAUUUCGAUAUGUUCGGUUGACUGUUCCGUAUGCUUUUGUUCUGCUCAUGAGCGGAGUCUACUUCGAGAAUGCUGGCGGUCCUUUGUGGCGACACAUAUUUGAAAGGGAGCAACUGGCUUGCCGGCGCAACUGGUGGACGAAUCUACUGUACAUCAACAACAUGGUGCGCACGGAUGAGCGGUGCCUGCUUCAAGGUUGGUAUUUGGCAGCGGACACUCAUUCGUUUGUGCUUAGCUUGGUCCUGCUGAUGUUGGGUCACAGGUUCGCCAGGUGGAGCAAACACCUUUAUGCUGGCAUCUUAGCUAUUUUUGUGGCACUGCCAGUGGUGCUCACAUAUGUUAUGGACUAUUAUCCUAUUUUUGUGCCAACGCCUCAAACCCAAAAGGAUUCGUUCAUAGGAGACCGCCAGUUUACCGAGUUCUACACUUCUUCUUGGAUGAACUUCGGUUGCUACUUCUGUGGAGUUUUGGCCGCUUUGGCCAACGAUCAGCUGAGCUUAAAGCAAUACAAGUUGCGGGAGCUGAAGAGCUUCCAGUUGCUUUGGUUUACCCUCAUCCCGGUGGGAAUUAUGUGGCUGUUUAGCGCACAUCCCAUCUUCCAGCACUACUACGUGUCUCCCUCAGCCAUUUGGGGUGCCUUAUAUGCCGGCUUACAGAGGAAUAUCUGGGCCUUUGGCUUGGGCAUCUUUAUUGUGGGCAUGGCCAGCAAAGUGGGAUGGAUCUUCCGUAAAUUCGCUUGCCUGCCCAUUUUCCGCAUUUUGGGACGCCUUACAUAUGGAGCAUUUAUUGUCCAUCUUUUGGUGGCAAGAAUUGUCUUGGCCACAGUGCGUGAGCCCAUAUAUUUCGGCACUGGCAUGAUGUUUGCCUUCAUCUUCUUUACGAUGACCAUGUCCUAUCUGUGCUCCUUCCUGCUGACAAUCUUUUUGGAGCUGCCCGUCUCCUCCUUUCUUAAGCUUGUGCGAUAGUCCAAUAACUUAACUUAUAGAUUACUUAUAACUAGAAUAAAAACAUAACUUAAUUGAAUAAACUACCAAAAGAGUGCACUUA
Molecule: messenger RNA, 2417 nt
Organism: Drosophila ficusphila
Lineage: Eukaryota; Metazoa; Arthropoda; Insecta; Diptera; Drosophilidae
Product: nose resistant to fluoxetine protein 6
Exons: 8
Coding region: 308-2335 (675 amino acids)
Molecular function (GO): acyltransferase activity, transferring groups other than amino-acyl groups
Source: RefSeq, a predicted model, not a curated record